AAUCAAACAACUUUGCUAAAAUUUUACUAAGUAUCAUUCAAUAUGGAAGCAAGAAAGAUUAUCCUGUUGGCACUUUCACUAGUGUUGGUGCUGAAAGUGGCUCGGAGUUUUGAUUACAAGGAGGAGGACUUGGCUUCGGAAGAGAGUCUCUGGAACUUGUACGAAAGAUGGCGAAGCCAUCAUACUGUCUCUCGUAGCCUCACCGAGAAAAAUCAGCGUUUCAAUGUUUUCAAGGAAAACUUGAAGCAUAUUCACAAGGUGAACCAAAAGGACAGGCCUUACAAGUUGAGACUCAAUAAGUUUGCUGAUAUGACCAAUCAUGAGUUUCUCCAACACUAUGGUGGCUCCAAGGUUAGUCACUACAGGAUGUUCCAUGGUUCUAGGAGGCAAACAGGGUUCGCACAUGAGAAUACUUCUAAUCUUCCUUCAUCAAUUGAUUGGAGGAAGCAAGGAGCUGUCACUGGAGUUAAGGAUCAAGGCAAAUGCGGAAGUUGUUGGGCAUUUUCAAGCGUAGCUGCAGUGGAGGGUAUUAACAAAAUCAAAACAGGAGAAUUAAUCUCUCUAUCUGAGCAGGAGUUGGUUGAUUGCAACUCUGUGAACCAUGGUUGUGAUGGAGGCUUAAUGGAACAGGCAUUCAGUUUUAUUGAGAAGACUGGCGGAUUAACAACAGAGAAUAACUACCCUUAUAGAGCCAAAGAUGGAUACUGUGACUCAGCCAAGAUGAAUACUCCUAUGGUGACUAUUGAUGGGUAUGAAAUGGUACCAGAAAAUGAUGAGCAUGCAUUGAUGCAAGCUGUUGCCAACCAACCUGUGUCAAUUGCAAUAGACGCUGGUGGCCAGGAUUUUCAGUUCUACUCUGAGGGAGUCUACACAGGAGACUGCGGGACAGAGCUAAACCAUGGGGUGGCACUGGUGGGAUACGGAGCAACUCAAGAUGGAACCAAGUAUUGGAUAGUGAAGAAUUCAUGGGGCAGCGAAUGGGGAGAGAAUGGAUUCAUAAGAAUGCAAAGAGAGAAUGAUGUGGAGGAGGGACUGUGUGGUAUAACUUUGGAGGCAUCCUACCCUAUCAAGCAGCGAUCAGACAUUAAGCAACCACCUUCCUCCGGCAAGGAUGAGCUCUAGUUCAUAUAUAUGCAUGCCCAAAACAAAAUGUUCCUUAAUUAUUAGCCUCUUCUAGUUGUGUGUUUCUUGAAGUUGAAUUCCUUUUAGUAUUACAGGUUGUGUCUUAGCCUAGAAAAUGUGCUUCUAUUUGGGAACUAUCAUAUGUAAUAAUAAUAAUGUCUUAGCGAAAUGAGGGUAAUUUGCCUAGCUGGCAUUAUAUAUCAAUUUGAUACUAAGACUUUAAUUUGAAUCAA
This is a messenger RNA of Ricinus communis (castor bean), 1355 nucleotides long. Its product is annotated as vignain-like. Bases 43 to 1122 code for a protein of 359 amino acids. NCBI's taxonomy places the organism in Eukaryota, Viridiplantae, Streptophyta, Magnoliopsida, Malpighiales, Euphorbiaceae. Gene Ontology annotation, molecular function: cysteine-type endopeptidase activity. The record is from RefSeq and is a predicted model, not a curated record. The transcript has 4 exons. Gene Ontology annotation, cellular component: lysosome.